Molecule: messenger RNA, 7317 nt
Organism: Oryzias latipes (Japanese medaka)
Lineage: Eukaryota; Metazoa; Chordata; Actinopteri; Beloniformes; Adrianichthyidae
Product: BRD4-interacting chromatin-remodeling complex-associated protein
Biological process (GO): positive regulation of DNA-templated transcription
Cellular component (GO): SWI/SNF complex
Source: RefSeq, a predicted model, not a curated record
GAACCCAGCCGCCUUCACGCGCCGAGGCCCGGCCGCAGCUUCCCAUGAGGCCCCCAGCAGCACCCAGCUCGACCUCUCUGUAUGGGGCCCACCUCUCAUGAUCUGACAUGGAGGAUGAAGAUGGGACUUGUCUACUUGAUGUUUUGUGUGACCCCCAGGCUCUAAAUGACUUCCUUCAUGGGACCAAUGAGCUGCAGGCAGAGGACCUGCUCAUUAACUCCGCCUCUGGGGAGCCCUCCAUCUUCACAGAUGCCCCGAGCCCCGUAUCUCUCCUGGGAGAUGGCGGGGAUUCCCCCGGCACACCUCCCGCCGGCUGUGUGGAUCUGUCCUUCCUGGAGGAGGCCCUCCUGUCCUCUCCGGAGGCUGAAGAGGAGCCGCAUGGAGCGCAGGUCGGGCCGCCUGUCGAGGGGAAGGACGGGGAGGUGGAGGAGGCGCAGGAGGCCUGUGAUAUCCUCCAGCAGAGUCUGCAGGAGGCUGAGAUCACGGAGCAGACCAUGGCUCUGGAGGCCGGUCUGGCACCCCCAGGGGACGGUCUGUCGCUGUACUCCCCCACGCCUCUCCUCUCUCCCCCCGCUGUCCCCUUCGUACCCAAACCCCUGACCCUGCCUGUCACCUCGGCGCUGCCCAGAGACACCCAAACAGCCGUGGAGCCCCCCCAGCCCUCCCUGCUGGCCGUCGGGCCCGGCUGUCCCUCGCUAAAACCUGCCGCCCCUCCCCAGCUGAUGGGCCUGCUGCCGGGAAAUGUCUUCCCCACCGGAGCCCCGGAGGCUUCCUUCUCCUUGAGUCCGGCUCAGGGGUCCAGCAUGAUCAUCCACAAGCCCGUGCCCAGUGUCACCGGCCGCCCCCUCAUCACCCCGGCAGUGAGGGCGACAGCCCCCACAGCGCCAGGCAUCGUCCUGCAGCGGGCCCCUCUCCCCAUCCAACCCAAGCUGCCCAUCAGCAUCCAGCCCAGGCUGGUUCAGAUCAGCCCCAAGCCUUCAGGCCAGAAAGCCAUUCCUGCUUUAAAUUUUGUCCCUGGAACUGCCUCACCAAAUAUUUUACUGUCCCAGGCCCCGGGCCAAAAGGCAGCAGUGGCGGCGGCGCCACAGACGGCCCAGCACCUCCCCAAACCCGUCAGCCUGCAGCUGGUCAACCAGGGCGGCUCCUUUGUGCUUCAGCCUCAAGGACUCUUCCAAGGCCAAAACCAGUUCCUUCUUCCGGGUCAGUCCCCCGUGACGAUCUCCCAGCCGGCCGGGGCAGCCCAACCCCUUCUGACCCCAAGUCAGCAGGGCCCGUCCUUUCACAGCGUGGCGCCCUCUGCUGGCCAGCUAGUAGACGGCUCUCAGAUCCUGGCCGUCCCCCAGAGACAGCUGAACUUUGGUCCGGUCUUCACCACCCCCACCGGGCAGCUGGCGCUCCGCCAGGCCACCGUGCUGUCAGGGGCCCUGCAGCUGCAGUCGGCCCCCGCCGCCGUCUUCCAGAUGCCGGCGCAGCUGACUGGAACGUACACCCCAGGAGGGGUGGGGCAGCGAGCCACCCUGCUCCACAGUCCUGCUCUGGGAAACCACAUUACCCUGAUCAACAGUUCGGGGGUGCUUCCCUCCGAUCUCACCUCCAUCUCCAUCCUCAAUGGCCCCUCCCUUUAUCAAGGGUUACCUUUUGCAGCGCAGGCCCCCGCUCCUCAGCCUGGAGGGGCAGACGGACAGUUACGUCUGCAGCAGGGGUCUGUGGUUCUGCUGCCUGAACGGGCCGGUCCAGAAGAGCGGAGCGGUGCAGACGAGGCCUUCCAGCCGCUGCGACAGCCCUUUGGACCCGUGGCCCAGCACGUGUCCGUGCAGAACCCCUCUGCGGGACUGCAGUCCUCACCCUCUCCGGUAGUGACGGUCCUACAGCCCCCUCCUGAGCCUCCUCUAGAUGUGCCCAAACUCUUGAUGCCUCCAGCAGAAGAAUCAGCCUUGAACCAGAACCAGGCCUUUGUGCAGCAUCUGCAAGAGCCGGACUCACUGGUCGGGGCGUUGCCAGUGGUGCCGAUGGAGCCGCUGGCCUCCGCCAUCAUCAGCAGCAAAAAGGCCACGCCUCUGAGCCGCCCAGCGUCCGCUCAGGACCACAGUGACGUUUCCCCCCUUCCGUCAGAGCCAGAGGACCUGCCGCUCAACUGCUCCCCCACGCAGGACCAGGACUCUGGGAAACCAGCUGCAGAAGUCUUCUCUCCAGCCGCCCAGCCUCCGAUCGCCCAGCUUGGACCAGAAAGUUCAGCUCCUCAAUCUGGCGCUGAACCACAGGACCAGUUCCUGGUUUCUCACCGACAUCCAGCAUCCCAAUCCCUAAUUCCUCAGAACCAGCAGCAAAGUGGGCCGGCUGUUUCCCAGCCUCCGCCCCAAGCCCAGCCGUCUCCGUCUCAACCUAUGUCCUCGAGCCAUAGUUCCGCCCCCAGCGUCUCGGUGCCUCAGCAGCAGCCGGCGCCCGCACCUGCUGUCCUCUUCAAAGGUGGAGACGAGUCUGCUGUCCCGCAGCACAACAAGCCCACAGCUGCCUUGGUCGUGGAGAGUGAACCCUUCACUGUUGAUCCACCUUCUCCUUCAGCCCAGGAGGUCCCCGCUCAGGGGGCUCCUGUGGACGCCGCCCCCGUUCAGACCAUCACCAAGCUGGGGGAUCAAAUGGAGCCACAAAAGGAGGAGAAGCUCACACCAGCAAUGCGCCGGCACCGGUUCCAGCAGCAGCUGAUCUCGGACCACCGAGCUGUGCAGAACCCCCCCACUCGUCCAGCCUUCGCCUCCCUGAAGGACGCAGUUCGACAUCUGCUGCCGUAUCACACGAGUGCCGGUCACCUGCCCACUCAAGAAGACUUCAUUUUAGUGGACCAAGAGUUUGACUCCAUGUCCUAUUUCCUGCUGAAGCGCACCAAAGACAUGGUCAACAAAUACAGGCAGCUGUUGGUGAAGGAGACCCAGCAGGAGAGUCCAUCAGCGGAGAUGGUGAUGCUCGAGCGUCUCUUCCUGCAGGCCGAGCGGUUCUCUUUGGCCGAAGACAGACGGCGAGCUCGCCGAGAUCCAGAAACCUUCAUGGCGGCUUUGGCGGUGUCGUCCCCGCAUGGCUGUGCUGGCCCCUCCCACCCACAAUCCUCUGGUAGCUCCUUAUCGCCACCAUCCUGGACGCGACUUUCCGAGCGGCCCCCAGGACUGAAGACGUACCGCUCCAGCUCUCGCGGGGCCCUCAGGCUGACCAUCAAGCAGGAGUCCGGAUCUCGUAAGGUGGUCCACAACUCGGCCUGUGACCCCUGCUUCAAGAGGGACCAUGCGGGGCAGCUGACCAAUGGGGGCGGAGCUGUGAGUGAACGCAAUUGUCCAGCCCCCAACGGCGCUCUUCAGCAGCCCAACGGAGCUCUGAGCGGGGCUUCUGUCUCACAGAGGGCCCCCGCCUGCAAAUCAAAAGCCCCAAGUCCCCGAUCCGUGUCAGAACCAGAGGACAUCCUUGAUCCCAGAGAUGCCGGCGCCCCCAAACUGAAAUGCUUGCGGUCAGAAACACCCCCUCGGCCGGAGCGGCGCUUCAGCCCCCUGCCCCCACCUCUCCAAGAGGACAGCAUGUUGAACGAGCAUUUACAGAGUGCCAUCGACAGCAUCCUGGAGCUGCAGCGCCUGCAGGGCCCGCCUGCCCCCAGGGCCGCGGCGGGUCCCUCGCUGGACCAGGCUGUCCCCAGCAUCCUGGGGGGGCGCCUGUGAGCCGAGGGAGGCGGGGUCUUGGCGGACUGAGGGCAAAUGAAGAGGCGCUAUCAGGGGGUGUGGCACGAUUUGACGCUUUACUGUCAAAUGUAGAGAAGAAGGGAGGCGGAGCUUCGCCGUUUCGGAGGUUUAAGACGCGGCUGUGACCGUCAUCAGCAAACACUAUAUCACUAAUAGUGAGAAACGUGACAGCUAGAGAUUAUUCAAUAGUUUCUAAAAGAUUUUUUUUAUAAGUUUUGGAUUUCUUUGCAUAGUGCCAAGCUUCCAGGGUAUUUAUUUUGAUAAUCCAUGCCAAUCGUGGCUCAAGACCGCUGGCGAAUGCCUGCGACACGUGUGCGUGCGUGGAUGUGGAGAGCGUGGAAACCAGAAAGUCCCUCCGUCAUCUCGGCUUCGUGAACGAAACUCCAAAGAAUCUGAGACUUGUGCAUCCUGAAUACACCAGCAAACAUUUUUUAGCAUAAACUGUCCGGAGAAACUCGUGUUUCCGUGUUUGUUUUCCUGUUUUCGGACGGAUACAUGAUCUUGUUUUCUUGUGAGCGUAGAGGCGUCUCUCAAACGUCGUGUGUUAACAUGCAAGCAAUAAUGCCAUGGGUUCUUGGAGGACUUGUCGUCAAACCCUUCAUAGUUUAAACGAUAACAUUUCAAACCCGUUUCAAGGGCUUCAGAGGGACUUUUUGUCCAAAAACCCCAACAGAACCUGGAGCUCCAGCCUCUCUGAGUCAUUUCUCAGCCUAUGACCAAAAAACUCAAAAGCAGAUCUUCAUCCAUUGAAGCUUAGGUCACGUCGUUUCACCACAACAAAGCAAUACAUGAUUAUGCUCAGCAUCCCGUGUUAAUGUGACAAUCCAACCAGUCAGUAGAAAAAUGUGAACGUCUGCGUGGAGAUGAAUGUUAGCGUGAGGCCCAGGAGUCGACAUACGUUCAGUGUUUGCCGUUGAAAAAGUCGGACCGAAACUUUUGGAGCAAAAACCUGCAUGGAGUCACUUUUGUUUUAUCACAAAAUGAUUGGAAAGACUUGUGAUUAGUGGAGGAAAAAAGAUGGGCGUGGCUUAAAGACGUUUAUGCUUUUUAUUGGUUUGUUCUAAAAAUACACGACGAAGCAUCAUCUCAGAAAGUCUUGAGGAAUUCCUGACACGAAUGAGGAGAAACCCGUUGGAUCUGACGGCAAAAAACAGAAUUCUGAUUCCCAAACAACAACCUGAUCAAAAUGGUCAAAAACAAGAAAAUCGGCUUUUAAAAAAAAGGGGGAAAAUGUAAAAAACAAAAACGUGUAGAGCUUUAUGUCCUGUAAUUAGUUCAAACCGGAAGUCUACAUAAAGGAGAAAAGCUGGAAUUCCAGCUCUAAACUGGUUUUAAAAACGUUUUCUUCAAAAAUGUCUCGUUAGUGCGGGCAAAGCGGCCACACAGCCUCUACGUACAUUUUGCACAUUUUCAACAUACGAAACUUCGGUCUCUGGUGAUUCGUGCGUGAUCUACGUCAUUCAUAAGUGUUUCUUUCGUUCGUUGAUGUACGCAGAUGUCUGCCGAGGGUUUCAGCCGAUGUGUCUGCACGUGAAUUCGGUUUUACAUUUAAGAUUUACGCAGUUUACGCAUAUUUUACGUAACUUAUGCACAAUAAUUGUUUAAAUCUCAAUUUUGCGCGAUUUUUGCGAGAUGCAACUGAGUAUCUUUCCACGACCGUUCCACGUUUGUCUAACGGACUUUCCACGCAUGGAUAACUUUUAUAUCACGCAUACGGCGCACAUAUCACGGUAAAAUUAUGAAAUUGACACACGAAACACUAAUUUCAUAUAAAUUGCGCAAUAAUCCCGCACGGUUCAUGUUGUGCGUUGAUUUACGUGUUCUUUGCUUGGUUUAUUCGUACUUCUUCCGUGGUUUUAACGUGGUUCAUUCCUGUGAAAAUUUCAGGUAAAGACCACAACUUUUCUCACCUUUUCCACGUAUAUUCACGUAUGACCUGUUUUCCUCCAUGCAAUAUGUACGUGUUGGCUGUGACAGCCUGUAGCUAACACGUUUAGUUCAGUGACCUUCACUUCAUCGUCACCUUUCUGUGUUUUGCUUUUCCAAAAAGCUGAUAUAAUUUGUUCUUGGUCCACACAAAUAAAAGGACAAAGUCGUUAAAACAAAGUGAAAUUAAAGACCCGAAUGACUGAAUGAAUCUUUAUUAAGGCAGACAAGUAAGGGUCCCCAUCCUUAAGCGCCAUUUAAACAUUAAAUUAGAUUCUUAGUUGCCUAAAAAAACCUUCAGGUAAUUAAAAAAAACAAAAAACUAUUGCUUCUUUAGUUAAGUUUUUAAAUUCUUAUAAUCUGUGAUUUGACAGCUAAACAGCAAAAACUGAUCCUCAUUUUUAUUUUCUGUUUUGCAAGAAAAAAAUUCUUAAAUAAGUUUUUCAAAAGCAAAAUAUUCUUAGUUUGAGAUAAAGAAAUCCUAAAAUACUAAUUCUUACCCCCAUUUUCCUUAUUUAAAAGAAAAUCUGCUCAUUUUAGACUUAAUUUUAGGUUUUUGCUGUGCGUGUUUGGAAGUUAUAGCCAAGUUGACACUAAACAUUUUUUUCCUACUGAAAAUAUGCAAAACGUGAACAAAGAGACUAAAGAGUCGAAGGAAAGUCUACAAAAGAUAAAGUUUGGUCUCCUAUUGAUAAAAACAUGAAUUUUAUGUGAUUUUCUGUUUUGCAUUUAAUGGAUUUGUGUCAAUUAGACAAAACUGUCAAACGUUAGUCAAACAUGAAAUAUCAACCUUUCUACAACCAGUUUGUCCUGGAAUUUGAUUUUGUUUUAAGGAUCUUUUUGUGACUUUUAGAUGUUAAAUGAGACAUAAAGAGACAAAACUGACUCCAAGUUGCAGGUGUAAACGCAAUUAAUUUCGUUGUUAUUUUUAAAAUUCAAUAAAAUUACAUUUAUUUGAUGAAAAAAUCCGACUUUGAAGGAACAAACAGAACAGAUUUGGACCUGAAUCGAUCAAUUUCUUAAACUGCUUUGUCCUUAAGUGUUGAACAAAGUUAGCUUUGAUAUGCAGUAAUUUAUAGUUGCUUACUGAUGUUGCCGGACCUGCAGGUCCUGCAGGUCCGGCAGCAGAGGGGGUCGACCAAAUGCAGUAAAGAUGUCUUUCACGAGGUGGGAUUGCACUCUUCGUCGUCGCUGAACUUCUUAGAGGGGGAUUCCAGACAGACUGUCGUUGUAAACCUCCAUGAGAACGUCAACCUUGAUGGAAUCCUCCGCCGUUGCAGUGUUGUUUCAUUUCGUCAGCAUUUCUAGGACUAAAGGGAUCCUGCACGUUGAGCCAUUUCUAUUUAUUUAUUUAUUUGUUAGAUGUCCUUUAUUUAACGGAUCUUUUGCUGAACUUGUGGAACCAGGGGAGCUUUUAACUUUCCACCAAUUCAGACAAAAAAAAACUAAAACAUUUGACUGACGGAUUGUUCUGAUGCCAAAAUCAAGAGGCCUUAAUUCAGCAAAACUAGAUUGUAAAAGUUCCUGACAGAAGAAAAAAAAGUCUCCUCUGACCUGAAACGAGUCACGAGUGAUUCAUAUAUGAAAUGUUAAGAAAAACCACUUUUGUACUCAUUUUUACAGACUAUUUAUUAAACUGUGAUUUUGUAAGAAAUAAAAAGUGUGAAAUGGU